Messenger RNA from Macrosiphum euphorbiae (potato aphid), 2187 nucleotides. The record is from the annotation of a GenBank genome assembly. NCBI's taxonomy places the organism in Eukaryota, Metazoa, Arthropoda, Insecta, Hemiptera, Aphididae.
AUGUUGGUUGUACAGAGUAUUCUGUUGUGUUACGGCUUUGACUUAUUGGAAUAUUUGAAGUCUAUUAUUGAUCGUUAUUUAUGCAAUGGCGAAACGUCUGAUUCGGAGGAAGACAAAAUAAUAGAAAUUAUCAGUCAACAAUCAUGUGCAUGUACACUGGAUGAAAAUGGCUUAAAAUUUUGGCCACCAUUGUAUAUGCAAAGAUACAUGGCUGUACAAGAAGUUAUUGAUCAUCCUAUUUGGAGUGGUUCAAUAAAAAAAGUUGUUGAUUUUGGUUGUUCCGAAAUGGGUUUAUUUAAAUGUAUAAAACCAAUUCCAGGACUCAACAACAUUAUGCUUGUUGAUGUGGAUUUUGAUACAUUGGAUAUAAAUCAGUUUAAGGUGUUACCAACUAAUUAUGAUCAUAUAUCAAUGCAUGAACGUAAAGAGCCUUUGACAGUAGAUAUUUAUAAUGGUAGUAUUGCUGAUCAAGAUGACAGGAUGUUAGGCGUUGAUGCAGUUAUAUGUAUUGAAUUAAUUGAACAUUUAUACUUGGACGUUCUGGACUCAUUACCCAAUAAUGUGUUUGAAUUCAUCAAACCUAAAUUAGCUGUGUUUACUACACCCAAUGUGGAAUUCAAUAUUCUAUUUCCAAAUUUUACAACACAGUUUAGACAUUACGACCACAAAUUUGAAUGGACUAGAAAACAGUUCAAGGAAUGGGCUAAAAAAAUAACUACUCGUUAUCCUGAGUACUCUGUACAAUUUGAUGGUAUUGGAGCGGGUCCUUCUGGUACAGAAAAUAUUGGUUGUUGUAGUCAAAUGGCCCUUUUUUACAGGAAGGAUAUGACAACAUCUCCUGUUAAACCUAUUGAUUCAACUCCUUACAAAUUAUUGAGACGUGUUGACUAUCCACAUGAACUUGAUGAUGAAAAUCAUUGGGAACGGUCCAUGUAUGAUAAGUUAAGAAAAUUUGUUUCAGAAGCUUCAUGCAACAAGAAGUAUAUUGUUGGGCACAAUAUAGAAAUACCGUUAAAUGAAAUUAUGCCAUAUGUUUCAGAUUGCUGUUCAUCUAUAGAUAAAUUAGAGGAUAUUGUCAAUAAACUCUACUACACUAAAAAAAAUGAUCAUGGAGAAUGGUUAUUGAUAAAAGCUUUACCAGGAUUCAGUUCAGAUGAAUAUGAAUCAGACUCAGAUUCAUACUCAAACAAUAGUGGACAGGAAUACAAUCUAUUGGAAAAUACAGUAAACCUUGACAAUGAUAUUGAAGAUUGGAAUUCAUCAGCUGUCUUAAGUUCUGACAAAUCAAAACUUUGUUAUUCUACUCCAAUGACUAGGGAUCCAGAACUCAAAUACUAUUCAAAUAGUGUAGACAGUUUCAGCACAGUACAUUCAAAUUCUGGUUUAUAUAAAACAGCCGUUGAUUACAAUAAGACUGAAGAUACUGAGGAUAUGGUAAUGUCAUUUAGCUGCAAUAGUAGUAUUGUUGAAGACUGUAAUGUUUAUCAAGACUUCAAAACAGGACAAAAUAAUUCUGUAAUCAAUGGAGAAGAUGUUAAUGAAACAGAAAAUACAUUGACAUGUGUUGCAAAUAAUCACAAACUUUCCAAUGAUGGUGAUAAAUUAAAUCACAAUUAUACUGGUGAUAUGGAAAUCUCAUCUAGCUACAAUGGUAGCAUUAUUGUUGAAGACUGUAUAGUUUAUCAGGAUUUCAAAUCGGGCCGAAACAUUUCUGUAAGGAAUGAAGAAGAUAUCAGUGAAACAGAAAAUACAUUGACAUGCGUUACAAAUAGUCACAAAUUUUCCAAUGAUGGUGAUAAAUUAAAUCACAACUAUACUGGUGAUAUGGAAAUCUCAUCUAGCUACAAUGGUAACAUUAUUGUUGAAGACUGUAUAGUUUAUCAGGAUUUCAAAUCGGGCCGAAACAUUUCUGUAAGGAAUGAAGAAGAUAUCAAUGAAACAGAAAAUACAUUGACAUGUGUUACAAAUAGUCAUGAAUUUUCCAAUGAUGAUAAACUAAAUGACAACAUAAUCAAUGAUAACACUAUCAUUAAAAAUAAUAGUAAUAUAUCUUUAAAACUAAAAUGUGGUUCUGAUACUGCACAUCAAUUUAAAUCUAAUAAUCCUGAUGAAAUUUGUAUCACAAUUAAUGAUGGAGUGAAUGAAAUUGAUGACCAACUAACGAUUAAUGAAUCGUCAAAAAAAUGA